Molecule: messenger RNA, 1913 nt
Organism: Puntigrus tetrazona (Sumatra barb)
Lineage: Eukaryota; Metazoa; Chordata; Actinopteri; Cypriniformes; Cyprinidae
Gene: cbln2b
Product: cerebellin 2b precursor
Exons: 4
Coding region: 580-1185 (201 amino acids)
Molecular function (GO): protein binding
Source: RefSeq, a predicted model, not a curated record
UCAUCCGCUUCAAAUUCAUCGCGGGUCUUCUUGCUGCAUCUUAUAUGCAAAAAUAUGUUGGCAGUUGCUUCGUUAAAGAAUACAGAUGUUUCCAACAAAUGGUUGAUAAAUUGGCUGUCAGUUGUGCGGACAAACUCUAAAAUCCAAGAUUCCGUCCGCGCCUGAUUUUAUUGUCCAGAAACGUCCGCUCCAGAAUUAUUACUGUACUUGAAAAGAAGGGAUGGGCGUGAAUCGCCCUCUAAAAGGAUGAAAGAGCAAUUGGUUUUCUCCACUCUUAUUGGGUGCGCGCUUCACUCCUUCUCAAGACAGCUGAAAGAGCAGGAACACAGAUUGCACCAACAAUGGAUUUAACAGGAACCAUCGUGCAAAUACUCUGAGCACCUUCAACUGAUGCGCAAAGACGAAAAGAAAAGGAGUGUGUGACGGUGAGUUACAGAGAGAGAGAGAGAGAGAGAGAGAGAGAGAGAGAGAGAGAGAGAGAGAGAGAGAGAGGUUAGUUUGGACCAGGUGAUAGAGCCACAUCAAACCUCCAAGGGGCUGGUGGUUAAGAUCAGUUUGCACAGGAUUCUUGUUCCGAUCAUGGUGCCAGCAGCCUGUCCCGGACCCUUUGCCAUGCUGGCUCUCGCCUUUCUCCUGGGAUGUGGCAUAGGGCUCUGUCUGGGCCAGAAUGACACGGAGCCCAUCGUUCUGGAGGGGAAGUGUCUGGUGGUGUGCGACUCCAACCCCUCUUCUGACGGAGGAGUCACCUCUUCGCUUGGGAUAUCUGUGCGCUCCGGCAGCGCCAAAGUGGCUUUUUCGGCAGUCAGAGGGACAAACCACGAGCCUUCGGAGAUGAGCAACACGUCCAUGACCAUCUAUUUCGACCAGGUAUUAGUAAACAUUGGCAAUCAUUUCGACCUAAAAGCGAGCGUGUUUACCGCGCCACGGAGAGGAAUAUACAGUUUCAGCUUUCACGUGGUCAAGGUCUACAACAGACAAACCAUACAGGUGAACCUGAUGCAGAACGAGUACCCGGUCAUAUCCGCUUUCGCCGGCGAUCAGGAUGUCACGCGGGAGGCGGCGAGUAACGGAGUUCUACUGAUGGUGGAGCGCGAGGAUCGGGUCUAUCUCAAGUUGGAAAGAGGGAAUCUAAUGGGCGGAUGGAAAUACUCCACGUUCUCUGGAUUUUUAGUCUUUCCUCUAUAACUGACUCGCAGACUUGUUACUACAAGUAAUAUUUUCCAAGCGACCGAGGACGAACGAGUGUCAGUGCUUUGAACAAAACUGAAAUCUAGCGAAACUGCGUAUGGACGCGUCCACAGGGAGUUCCCGCCUUUUUUCGGACGCAGCGAUUUUCAGCGGCGAUUGUUUGGAUUUUAUCGAUGGGAAACAGUCCGCAACUGACAGUUACCUGGACCACUAUAUAAACGAGAAGAUAUUUAAGACGAAGACGAACUUCAAAUCCCGAACUAGGUGUAUUUAUCAGUGCUUUAUUUUGUGUUUGUAUAGCCUUAAUGAUUCGGCUUCCGUCCAGUGAGGUGUGUGGUGUGGAGCUGCGGAAGUGCUUUAUGGCCCCAAAGCAUUUUUGCACGAAUGGAAGAUUCCUGUUUUGUGCUGUCAAUGAUGUGUCGUUUGGAUGCAGAACAUACUGAAAAUAUGCCAAAUGUAGGCCACCUGCUAUACAGUGAUUAUAAUGAGAAAAAUAUAUAUAUAUAUAUCAUAUAUCAGCCAAUGGAGACGUCUUAAAAACUUUUUGCUAGACAUCUAUCUAAUUUAUAAAAUACAUAUUUACAUUAUGGUGUGUUCUACAUUCCGGAUAAUAAGUAGCUUUGAUUGAUUUAGUGUUCAGUGACAAUGCUCACAGAUGUAAGUUGUGGAAAAAGAAAAGUCCCUAUAUAAUGUCCCGCCUAAUAAAAUAUUGUAUUGUACACAUA